Messenger RNA from Cloeon dipterum, 2383 nucleotides. RefSeq names its product origin recognition complex subunit 3 (gene Orc3). Bases 150 to 2237 code for a protein of 695 amino acids. NCBI's taxonomy places the organism in Eukaryota, Metazoa, Arthropoda, Insecta, Ephemeroptera, Baetidae. Gene Ontology annotation, biological process: DNA replication; DNA replication initiation. The transcript has 16 exons. Gene Ontology annotation, cellular component: DNA replication preinitiation complex; nuclear pre-replicative complex; nuclear origin of replication recognition complex. The record is from RefSeq and is a predicted model, not a curated record. Gene Ontology annotation, molecular function: DNA replication origin binding.
CACCGGAUAAAAUUUAUUUUUUAUUGAUUAGCUUCAAAGACUGUACAUUUUUCGUGAUAUCAUAUUUUCUGGUCCUCCUUUAAAGAGAUUUCUGUUAUAAAUAUUGUUGGGGCAAAUCAGGCCGAGUCGUGUCACGACAACUUUACAUCAUGGAAACUUCCUCUAUGUCAACGGGUGUGUUCGUGUAUAGAGGAAAGAGAGGCAAAGGCAGAAAAAGUCGCUCACCAAACAAAAGUUCCCCAAGGAAAAUUCGGAAAACUUGGGAUGAAGAGAGCGUAGGAUACUCUCAAGAAACUUGGUACCAAGCGUACAAAUGUGUACUAAUAUCUUUAGAAGACCAAGUGCAGAACUUAUACACCGAUAUGUUCGCUCAGCUGCUGGAAAACGUGUCAGUAUUUUUAGGAAGAACAUCUUCCACUGCUAUAAACGAGAUUCCCACGGCUGUUGUUUUGACAGGAAUAAACCUUCCCGACCAUGCAGUAAUUUUUGAAGCAGUCGAGAAGAAGCUGAUCGAGGAUAUUUCUCCACAUGUGGUUCUGCUUUCCUCUCGAACCUGUUCUACUGCUAGGCAUCUAUUUGGUCAAAUACUGAACCAGUGCCAGUUUGGAGACUCUGAAAUGGAAAUCGAGUCAGCUGAAGACUCUGAUGACAUCGAGACUCCUCAUCUGAGAAAGAGAGCCACUAAGUGUACUUUCAGUGAAAUUUCCUUGUGGUACAAGAACCAAGGAAGUGAUAAGCCAAUCGUUGUGGUCCUGACAGACUUUGAAGCUUUCACUCCCACUGUUGUUGAAGACUUUAUUUACUUAGCUAGCGAGUACAAGAGUGAAGUUCCUGUGGCUCUUGUGUUUGGAGUGGCGACAACUGAAACGACAGUGCACAGUGCCCUUCCUCACAGAAUUAUGUCCAGAUUGGCGAUGGAAACGUUUGCCACUAAAAAUUCCAAAGACUUCUUAAGCCACCUCAUUAAUGAGGUCAUCUUGUCAUCAAAGUGCCUUUUUCGCAUUGGCGGGACUGUGUUUAAAAUGCUCACAGACAUUUUCCUUUUCUAUGAUUUUUCGAUACAGAGUUUUCUACAAAAGUUCAAGUUCUGCAUGCUCAAUCAUUUCGUCAAUAGAGGUGUUUUUGCUGUUUACUGCAAGGAGGACUUAACAGUUGAUUUAAUGACAAGCAAAGAUGUCGCAAAGUCAAUUGUACCAAAGCUGAAAUCAUUCCGCCUCUUUGUCGAGCAACACCGAGGGCAAGAAAAGUUGGAUUUGCUUACCAAUGACGACCACAUCAAAGAAACAAUCAAAAGACUGGAAAACGAACUGCUUGACCAUUUUGAUUAUUUUCUUGUUGGCCUCAAGUGUUUGCAUGAAAUGACCGCAUCUCUGCCGCAACAUCCGCUUGGCCGACAAGUUAGCGAUUUAUACUUUGAAGCUGUUUCUAAGAAGAUCUGGGAAAUGCCAGAAUACUUGAAAUGCGCUAGUUUGUGGAAGCACUUAUCUGGGACAGAGCUGGAAGAACAACUAGACAGAAUGCUACUCAUUUUAGAAGGUGCCAGCAAUGAACUGGCGGGUCUUAAUGAGUGGAUUGCCGACAUCACUACUGUGAACGCUAAGCUAAAGCGGAUAUUUACCGGUCAGCGAAGUGCUUCCUGCUCUCCAAAGAAGCAAAGUAAAUCUGCAGAUCUCUCUGGCCUCAGUAGGACUGAAUUGCAGCAACAACUGAAAGAGCUCUCAAAGUCUUCGCCAGUGCAAAACAAGUUUGAACUGGUUCGAAAUGAAGCUUUGGAAUUGGUGGACAAAAUGUUCAGGUCUCUGCUGAGGCCUCCGAGAGAAAUGCCAUUGCAUGAGCUCAUGUUGUUUGACGAUCUGGAGCUGGCAAAGAAAGAACUGAUGGGUAACUCGAGACUGGCCCUGAACAAGGCGCUUUUCAACCCUCAUCACUACUUAAAAUGCAAAUGCUGUGAGCAAAAGUACGAAGAGGGGAUUAGUACUUCAUUCCCAGACGUGUGCAUCUCGUAUCAUCUGCACUUGGAAUUCAUGAAGCACAUCAACUUGUACGAUUGGCUCCAGUCUUUCAACCUGAUUGUUGAGCGGAAUGCUAAAGAGGAAGAAGACUCUUCUGUCAGCACUGAAACACAAGCUCGAUUCACACAGUCCAUUGCGGACAUGCAGUUCUUGGGCUUCAUUAAACCAACUUCAAGAAAGGCAGACCACGUUCUCCGCCUCACUUGGGGCAAUAACUGCGCCUGAUGCCAACCAAUCUUGCUUCAUCCAUGCAAACAGUGACGCUCUUGUGGAUCCAGUCUGCUGCACCUCCUGCUUCUUCUCUCUCGUGAAAUACGCCGCAGCGAGAACAAGCAGCACUCACAUACUUCUUCUCCCCCUCUCUGGAAGGC